AUGCCUGUCAAAAGAAGAGAAGGCCCAACAAAGCAGCGACAGAUUAGUCUGCGUCGAAGCAUCGACCCACUUCCUCUUCUAGCUGCGCCGGAAACAACAAAGCUGCAAGAGCGCCGAGCAAGUGAAGGAAAGAGCAAGCGACCGCCAAGAUGGCGAGGACCUCAGCACAAUAACAACGGCAACUCACAGAGAAUUACACCAAUCGUGCUACCAGAAAGAGACAAGAUCUCAGCACGUGAGCCCCAGGAAAGCCCAUCACAUCAGCUAUCACAGUCCCAAGACAUCCAACUCCGUUUCUCUUUCUCGCAAUCAUUCACUGAUGAUGUGGAGCGACAAAUCCAUUCUGAGGCCAACUUCAACCAAAGUUUCUCGGGAUUAUCCAUGACUACCGGCCCCAACCAGUCCAAUUCCAUAUCUAGCUCAGGUUCCAGUUCCAGUUCCAGUUCCAGUUCCCAGUCUACUGAAAGGGCUUCUCCAGUGCAACCAUUUCGACCUCAGACGUCUAUCUACCAACCUACGCCGCCUUUGCUGACUAAACCGGGGAAGAAAAAGGAAGGGUAUGGAUUCAGUUAUUCGGAGACGUUCAUGUAUGACUCAGACGAUUACCCAGAUACGGAGUGUGAAUGGGAUCCAGAAGCAGAAGAGCAGGAGACAGAAACAGAGCCCAGUACACCGACGUCAGUUAGUCACAACGCUUAUCUGACCUGGGACGAUGGCACGAGAGAUUCACGACGAACGGAACAACCGCAACAAACACAACAACCAAUACCUCGCCAAAGCUUCAGCUCAUCGACAACUACAGCUACCUCUUUUGAUGGCCUUGUUGUCCUCCGCGACGUGGGUUCCUUUAACUUGACCCGCCCGUCUCGCCACCAAUACACACUCCCAUGCACGCUUGCUACCCCCUCGGACGCCCUUCUCCUCCGCCAACGCGCUUCCAAUCUACUCUCGCGUUACACUGAAUCUGCGUCCAUUCAACUCGGUCUCCUAACACGGCUCGAACGCAUGCUCUAUCUUGAACAAAGCAAACUAGGUGCUACAGAAGAUGCCGUAGCAGCCAGUUUGGCCAGUUGUGCAGAGAGGUUACGGGAUUGGUUGGUACGGAGUAAAGAGGAGAGGGUGAGUACGGGGGAGUGGAAAGGUGUUGUUGAACAUGAGAUUGAAUGGGCGGAGUGUCAGGAAGCCACAGUCAGUGUCAUGCCGCCUUCGACCACUACAGGAAAGGACGAGUACUGGGCGAUGCCGGUUGUAGAACGCUUCAAUCACGCCGAGUGUAUAGCACCGUACAAUGGCAUAGUUGCUGUUCUUCAGAACCCGCGGUCUCUUUCUGAGGAAGAACACAGAUCGUACCCUCACUACAGUGAGAUCCAGCGUCAAUGUGUCGAAGUGGUAAAGCUGCUCGAGUGUACUGCCCCUAUCAGAGUCGGUUUUAGCCGGUUCAAGGAAUGUAAAUCAUCGCCAUUCGCUUUGUUCGAUGUCAACAUGAAGCCAAACAUGACAGGUCCUGGCAGACCCGGAAGAGAGAAUCAAGCUAGUUUGACGGCGUUGGCUGCUGCUAGUUUGGGAUGGAAUUCUCCAACCCUGCUGUUGAAGAUACUCGAGCCUAGUAGUUCACUGCAUGGUCUGAGAAAUGUCAUGUUGUCACAUACUGUUUGUGAAUAA
Alternaria atra is the source of this 1662-nucleotide messenger RNA. RefSeq lists its product as uncharacterized. The record is from RefSeq and is a predicted model, not a curated record. NCBI's taxonomy places the organism in Eukaryota, Fungi, Ascomycota, Dothideomycetes, Pleosporales, Pleosporaceae. The coding region runs from base 1 to 1662 and encodes 553 amino acids. The transcript has 6 exons.